AUGUGCAACAGUAAAUGUCAGCGUUGGCAGACAGACAAUAGCGGUAGCACAGACAGGAGUCUAUUUCAGUGAGCCAUUCACAUUUGGCACAGACACUAUAAAUCUGAUUGAUAUUUCUCCAUCGUCUCUCAGAAAGUUUACGCUGCCCCCCUCCACACACACUUUUCUUCAGUUUUGAGGUCCGUCUCAAGGAGCUGUGUGACUUCAAUAAGUGUGGGAAUCUAAGACAUCCAUGGCUGAGGAACCCAAAAAAUGUAAGAUCUCGUCCGGCCGAAAGCUGGGGUUGAAGAUUAGACUGUUGGCAGUUGCUGCUCAGAUGCUUCAGGAGGAGACAGAGCAGAGGAUAAAGGAGAGAGAAGCUGCUCUGGCAGAGAGAGUUCCUCCUCUGAAUCUGUCUGGUCUGUCUUUGCAGGAGCUGCAGGAUCUGUGCAAAGACUUGCACCACAAGAUCGAUGUCGUAGAUGAGGAGCGCUAUGAUAUUGGCCUUAAGGUUUCCAAAAAUGACAUGGAGGUUGAAAACAUGAAUCUGAAGAUCACUGAGCUCCAGAGUAAGUUCAAGAAACCGAAUCUGAAGAGAGUGAAGAUCUCAGCUGAGGCCAUGCUGAGCGUCUUGCUGGGCUCCAAACACAAAGAGUCCAUUGACUUCAAGGCCAACCUGAAGACGGUCAAGAAGGAGGAGGAAAAGGAGGAGGUGACCGACUGGCGGAAGAACGUGGAGGCCAUGUCGGGCAUGGAGGGCAGGAAGAAGCUGUUUGACGCCUCUGGAAACUAAAGACACAGUGGGUUUUUUGUUCGAAGCAUCUGAUGUUGAAUUUUUAACAUAACCAUCUGAUCUGUAGCACACUGAUUCAUGAAUUGCAGGUAUAAAUAAACACCCCUGAACAAGAUUGAAAGUGAUUUUUAAAAGGAGCAUGGCCUUCAGGUGGUGUUUAACUUGUUUAUAUAGUUUCUCCACACAUAUUCUUGCAUUCUUGAAUUCUGAUGACUAGACUUCAAUGUGCCUCACUGGGUAUGCGUAAGUGAUGCAGUGGUUAUUUGCAGUAGUUCUCCAAUGCAGCCUUAAGAUGGCAGUAGAAUUCUUUCAAACAGUCUACCGGGACUUGUGGAGCUAAAGUAGUGUCCACUGUGUCAACAUGCUACCGUGGAUCUGGAGUGACUAUGUGCCUCAUAAAUUAACACAUUGUUUGGCCAUUUAAGAAACAUUGCUAAAAAAAAUGAAUUCUAAUUCCAGUCUUAUUUAAAGUGAGUCUUUAUUAGAGUGUGUUAUCCUCUUAUUUUGUUUAUGCACGUAAGAACCAGCAAUGAUCUCUGAAUAAAAGCAAAACAAUCCUG
Molecule: messenger RNA, 1332 nt
Organism: Scophthalmus maximus (turbot)
Lineage: Eukaryota; Metazoa; Chordata; Actinopteri; Pleuronectiformes; Scophthalmidae
Product: troponin I, slow skeletal muscle
Exons: 8
Coding region: 233-772 (179 amino acids)
Biological process (GO): muscle contraction
Cellular component (GO): troponin complex
Source: RefSeq, a predicted model, not a curated record